AUGAGUGAAGACAAAAAAGCUGAGGUGAAAAGUGAAGAAAAGAAGAAUGUGGAGAACAAGAACCAGAAGAAGUCUAAGAAGGUCAAGAAGCAGGGGGAUGUUGUUAAGAGACCAGUUUUACUUGAUCCAACUCCUUCAUUCAUCGACGAGAGAAUGAAGGUUUUCGACGAGUUGAAGGAGAAGUUCAACAAGGAUAUUGAAGCCAAAGAUCACAGCGAAAUUGACAUCACUCUUCCCGAUGGUUCAGUUAAGAAAGGUCAGGCCUGGAAAACUACCCCUCUGGAUAUUGCCAAGGAGAUUGGUACAUCUUUCCAGAAAAGACAGGUUGUUGCCAAAGUUGACGAUGAGCUUUGGGAUUUGAACAAGCCAAUUGAGAAAAGCAGCAAGUUGGUGUUUUUCGACUUCACCACACCAGAGGGCCGUAAAGUUUUCUGGCAUUCGUCAGCCCACAUUCUUGGUGAGGGAUGUGAACGUCACUUUGGUGCAUUGUUGUGCUUUGGACCUCCAACAGAUGAAGGUUUCUUCUAUGAUAUGUCGAUCGACGAAGGAAAAACUUCGGUUGCCCAGCAAGACUUCGCUGGAAUUGAGCAAGCUUGCAACAUGGCAAUCAAGGAGAAACAGCCAUUUGAGAGAGUUGAGGUCACGAAAGCUGACUUGAGAAAGUUGUUCUCCUACAACAAGUACAAGUUGGCAUUGAUCGAAAAGAAGGUGGCUGAGGAUGAGAAGACUACCGUCUACAGAUGUGGUACAUUGAUCGAUCUAUGCAGAGGUCCUCAUAUUGCGGACACAGGUCGUGUCAAGGCCUUUAAGGUUGUCAAGAACUCGUCAUCCUAUUGGUUGGGUGAUAAAAACAACGAGUCCUUGCAGAGAAUUUACGGUAUUUCGUUCCCUGACAAAAAGCAGAUGAAAGAGCACCUGAAGUUUUUGGCUGAGGCUGCAGCUCGUGACCACAGAAAGAUCGGACGUGAGCAGGAGCUUUUCUUCUUCAACGAGAUGUCUCCAGGUUCGGCCUUCUGGCUUCCUCAUGGUACCAGGAUAUACAACACUUUGAUGUCAUUCAUCAGAGGACAGUAUAGAAAGCGUGGCUACCAGGAGGUUAUCACUCCAAACAUGUACAAUGCCAAGUUGUGGAUGACCUCCGGUCACUGGGGUAACUACAAGGAGAACAUGUUCACCUUUGACGUUGAGAAGGAGACCUACGGUUUGAAACCAAUGAACUGUCCAGGACAUUGUUUGAUGUUCAAAGAAAGAGAGAGAUCCUACAGGGAGCUCCCAUGGAGAGUUGCAGACUUUGGUGUUUUGCACAGAAACGAGUUUUCCGGUGCCUUGACUGGUUUGACACGUGUCAGAAGAUUCCAGCAGGAUGACACGCAUAUUUUCUGCACUGAGGAUCAGAUUGGUUCAGAAAUCAUGGGUGUCUUCGACUUCUUGAAGUACGUCUAUGGAGUUUUCGGUUUCAAGUUCCGUAUGGAGUUGUCCACGAGGCCAGAAAAGUACGUCGGUGAGAUUGCCGUCUGGGAUAACGCUGAAAAGAUGUUGAAGGAGUCUUUGAACAACUGGGGUGGAAACUGGGACAUCAACGAAGGUGAUGGUGCUUUCUACGGCCCAAAGAUCGAUAUCAUGAUCUCAGAUGCCUUGAGUAGAUGGCAUCAGUGCGCUACUAUCCAGUUGGACUUCCAACUUCCUCGUAGAUUCGAUUUACAGUACAGAUCCAAUGAUGAGGAUGGAAGUCUCAAGAGACCUGUUAUGAUUCACAGAGCCAUCUUGGGUUCUGUCGAACGUAUGACUGCCAUCUUGACAGAGCACUAUGCUGGAAAAUGGCCUUUCUGGCUUUCUCCAAGACAGAUUCUGGUUGUGCCUGUUGGUGUUAAGUACUUUGACUAUGCCCACGAGGUUCAGCAGAAAUUGUGGAAUGCCGGAUUCUAUGCUGAGGAUGAUCUCUCCGGAAAUACAUUGCAGAAGAAGAUCAGAAACGGCCAGAUGUUGAAGUACAACUUCAUCUUUAUUGUUGGAGAGCAAGAGAUGACUAGUGCUUCUGUGAAUAUCAGAAACAGGGAUAUCCAGGACUUGCAGAAGAAGAAUAACGCUGUCAAACUCGAUGAUGUUAUUCCACAGUUGCAGAAGUUGAAGGAGGACAAGCGUCAAGAUAACAAGUUGAUCUGA
Messenger RNA from Brettanomyces bruxellensis, 2163 nucleotides. RefSeq names its product threonyl-tRNA synthetase (gene THS1). The coding region runs from base 1 to 2163 and encodes 720 amino acids. Gene Ontology annotation, biological process: threonyl-tRNA aminoacylation. Lineage: Eukaryota; Fungi; Ascomycota; Pichiomycetes; Pichiales; Pichiaceae. Gene Ontology annotation, molecular function: threonine-tRNA ligase activity; ATP binding. The transcript has a single exon. Gene Ontology annotation, cellular component: cytoplasm. The record is from RefSeq and is a predicted model, not a curated record.